AUGGCAGAAGCGCACAGUAUUGCUGCGCUGUCUGUUUCGCUAACGCAUGAUGGCAUAUCCGUAUCAUACGAUCAAGAAUUACUUAAUGAAAUUUUGCAUUCAUUCUUUCGAGCUUACAAAAAACGUGUUGCACGUUUUAAGAAUAACUUUUAUAACGGUAUCUUCCCAGCAAAUGCUUAUACAAUGUGUAUAGUUAUGUUUAUAGUCAGUUUUUUAUCAACUUUUCAUUAUGAUUUUUCAUUUGGUACACUAUAUUUACUGCGAUAUUAUAUCUUCAACUCAUUUUUUGGUAGUGGUGUGUUCACUCAAGUAUUCUCGUUAAUGCUAUAUGGAAUUUUUGUAUGGUUUGUGAUAAUUCAAUUCAUCCGGUUAAGUCUGAAAUGUUUUUUGCUCUAUAAAGGUUGGAUGUUUGAAAAUCCUCAUUCGCGACCACUUUCAAAAUCAUCAAAGUUGUGGUUGACUCUUUUACAUCUAUUAUCAAAAAGCGGCCUUAUGUUACAUUCAUUUCAAGGAGCUUUGCCUCGUCUGCCAUUACCGCGACUAAACGAUACUCUUGAUAAGCACCUUUGUACGAUGCGUCCGGUGUGUACAGAUAAAGAAUAUGAUGAGCUAGUUCAACUUACGGAAGAAUUUCGUACUGGAGUGGGACGGCAUUUACAGUGGUACCUAAUUAUUAAAUCGUUCCUUUCGAUCAAUUAUGUGGCAGAGUGGUGGGAAGAUUUUGUUUAUUUGCGACAGCGUUCACCGAUAAUGAUUAACAGCAAUUACUAUGGCAUGGAUUCAAUCAUAGCACAUCCGACAUGUAAUCAAGCGGCUCGUGCUGCUACAGUGACUUGGGCGGCGCUUUUGUUCCGCCGAAUGAUAGAACGACAGGAGAUAAAACCAUUUGCAUUCUUAUCACAAUUCAAAAUACCACUGUGUACCUCUCAAUAUGAACGAUUGUUCAACAGUUGUCGUGUGCCAUAUUUGGAAAAGGAUAAGUUUUAUCAUUGGAGUGAUGCGAAACAUGUUGCAGUUUAUUGUAAUGGCCGUUGGUUUCGUCUUGCUAUUCAUAAUGGAAAAAGGUUAUACGAGCCAUGUGAACUUCAGAAAGGUUUUGAAGCAAUAUUGAAUGAAAAAGUGAGCUCAGAUGCGGAGGAAAAUUACAUUGCUGCUUUAACAGCCAGUGAUCGGGAUGUAUGGGCGCAAGUACGCAGAAAUUAUUUUACUUCUGGAAUCAAUCAACUUUCCUUGCAUGCAAUUGAAAAGGCGGCAUUUGUAGUUAUCUUGGAUGAGCAUGAAGUUUUCUAUGACCCUAAUGAUCCAUCGAAAUUAGAUUUCUGGGCUAGCAGCUUACUGCAUGGUACUGGAUGUGAUCGUUGGUUCGAUAAGUCGUUCAAUUUCAUCAUUUUUAAGAAUGGAUAUUUUGGUAUCAAUGCUGAGCAUUCUUGGGGUGACGCGGCAGUGAUAGCUCACUUAAUGGAAUUUUGUGCUAUAAAAACAGUUUGUGAAUAUAAUUAUGAUGAAAAUGGAAAUACACGUGGACAAGUGGAAUCGAUCCCGAAAUAUGAUCGAUUACGAUGGCACAUUACACGUGAAUUAAAUAGCACAAUAAUGAAAUGUUUUCAAACAGGACGUGCCUUAAUUGAUGAUGUAGAAAUGGCAUUAUUGGUUUGGACUAAAUAUGGUAAAGGCCUUAUAAAAAAGUUACGCGUAUCACCAGAUGGUUUUCUUCAGUUGGCUUUACAACUUGCAUUCUACCGUAAUCAGAAAAAGUUUGCUUUAACUUACGAAGCAGCAACGGCACGUUUAUUCCGAGAAGGACGAACAGAAACUGUUCGAUCAUGUUCCUCGUAUAGUUGUGACUUUGUUCAUGCUAUGCUCGAUCCAGAUCAAACUUAUCAGGAGAGAUUAAAAUUGCUUAAUGCUGCUUGUAAUUAUCAUCAAACAAUGUACCGUGAUGCAAUGUGUGGUAAAGGGGUUGAUCGACAUCUUUUUGCUCUGUACAUUGUUAUGCGCUAUCUAAAAUUUAAAUCGCCAUUCUUGGAAAGAAUAUUCCCACCCACUUUUUUGCUUUCUACUAGUCAAACACCAUUGAAUCAAUGUGGAGAAGAAGUAAAAUAUGUUAAUCUUGACCCUCAUAAAUUUGGCACUGCUGGUGGUGGUUUUGGGCCAGUAGCUGAUAAUGGUUAUGGUGUUUCAUAUAUUAUUGUUGGCGAUGAUAUGAUUUCUUUUCACAUUUCAUCGAAACGUUCAGCACAUAAUACGAGUUCGGCAAGAUUACGGGAUGAUAUCGCUAGAAGUCUUGAAGAUAUGAGCCUACUUUUGCAAGGAUAA
Molecule: messenger RNA, 2316 nt
Organism: Brugia pahangi
Lineage: Eukaryota; Metazoa; Nematoda; Chromadorea; Rhabditida; Onchocercidae
Source: the annotation of a GenBank genome assembly